AUGGCCUCUAUGGAUGCAGUUCUAGGAGGGUAUGAAACCCGACAAGCCACACUUGAGGCAAGCAACAACCCUUUCUCUCAAGGAAUUGCCUGGGUCGAAGGCGACCUAUUUCCGCUGGGGGAGGCACGCAUUCCACUACUCGAUCAAGGUUUUCUACAUAGUGACCUUACAUAUGACGUUCCAGCUGUCUGGGAUGGACGUUUCUUCCGCCUCGACGAUCAUAUCGAUCGAUUGGAGGCAAGCUGCAAGAAAUUGCGUCUCCAGCUCCCUUUGUCGAAGCCAGAAAUUAAACGCACCUUGGUGGAUAUGGUGGCUAAAUCUGGCAUUCGCGAUGCCUAUGUGGAACUUAUCGUUACCCGGGGCCUCAAAUUUGUUCGCCAAGCCGACCCGAAAGAUAUCGUCAACAGAAUAUACAUGUUUGUGCAGCCUUACGUCUGGGCCAUGCCGCCUGUUUUGCAACGGACCGGUGGGAAAGCUAUUAUUGCGAGAACGGUCCGCCGUGUCCCUCCUGGAUCGAUGGAUCCGACGAUCAAAAAUCUGCAAUGGGGCGACUUGAUACGCGGACUGCUGGAGGCCGUCGAUCGGGGUGCUAACUAUCCUUUAUUAACGGACGGGGACGCAAACUUGACUGAAGGGCCGGGCUAUAAUAUCGUGCUUGUUAAAGAUGGUGCCUUAUAUACCCCUGAUCGAGGCGUGCUUGAGGGCGUUACUCGCAAAACUGUCCUAGAACUUGCACAAAAGAACGGCAUAAGUGCCCACGUUCAGGUUGUCCCGGUUGAGAUGGCCUUCCAAGCGGAUGAGAUAUUCAUUUGCACCACUGCCGGAGGAAUUAUGCCUAUUACAUCAAUUGAUGGUCAAAAUAUCAAACAGGGCGAAAUCGGGCCUGUCACUAAGCUAAUCUGGGAUGGAUAUUGGGACCUGCAUUAUAGCCCUUCCCACAGCUUUGCAAUCGCUUAUGGAGACAUGCAAGAGAGACUGUAA
This is a messenger RNA of Talaromyces proteolyticus, 981 nucleotides long. RefSeq names its product aminotransferase. Gene Ontology annotation, molecular function: catalytic activity. Gene Ontology annotation, biological process: carboxylic acid metabolic process. Lineage: Eukaryota; Fungi; Ascomycota; Eurotiomycetes; Eurotiales; Trichocomaceae. Bases 1 to 981 code for a protein of 326 amino acids. The record is from RefSeq and is a predicted model, not a curated record. The transcript has a single exon.